Messenger RNA from Paramecium pentaurelia, 910 nucleotides. Lineage: Eukaryota; Ciliophora; Oligohymenophorea; Peniculida; Parameciidae. The record is from the annotation of a GenBank genome assembly.
UAAUGGAGGAACAUCAAUUAGUGAUUGAAUAAUUGGAAAGCAUGAAGAAUUUAAAGUAGUUGUUUCAUAAAAUGAAAAAUGGUAACAUUCGUAUUGUUGAUGGUCUUUCAAUUGUGAUUUAUAAAUUGAUUAGACAAUUCAGACCCUCAAGUUCAGAAUAUUUAGUACUCCUUCAAGAAUUGUUUUACCUUUCAAUAGAUAUGUAAUUGAUUAAAAUAAGUGAUGUAAAUAUGUUUAAAGACAAUAGUAAGUACUCGAAGUUUUGCUAAAGAAAUUCCCUACAGCUGAAAAAGUUUAGAGAUUAAAAGGAUAUUUGUUGGAAGCUAAUUAAGAUGAUGAUAAUGCUUCUUUAGUAUAUGAAAAGAUGCUAUCUGAAAAUUUGAUGGAUCAAAAUACAAGAAAAAGAAAAAUAGCAUUGUUAAGAGUAAUUUAUCAUUAUAUUUGUUAAAGAGAUAAAAUAAUAUAGAUUAGACAAUAGCUAUGUUAAAUAAUUUUCUCACUUCAUUUCCCAAUGAUGCCGAAGCAUGGCUUGAAUUAUCUGAUAUAUAUUUAGAGCAUUUGAAUUACUCUAAAGCUUAAUUUUGUCUUGAAGAAGUUUUAUUACUUAAUACUCAGGAUUUACAUUUAGUAAUUAAAUUAGCAGAAGUAAUAUUUUAAUAUUUAAAUUAAAAGAUCAAUUAUUGCAAUCAAAAUUACACUUAAGCUAAAAAUUAUUAUUGUUUUGUGUUAUCUAAAAAUCCAAAUGAACCAAGAUGUUUAUGGGGUCUAUUGUAAACAUUAAGAAAAAAGAAAAGAGAAGGAAAUGAUAAGGAAUUAGGAACAAUUGUAUUGUAAGCAUUAUAGAAAAUAUACAAAUAAUAACCAAUCAAAUAUCCAUUUGAAAAAGUAACCCUUGAAAUACAAUAGUGAA